CAGAGGGAUUUCCGAAUUGUUUGGUGCGCAAUAAACUUGCUUUCACGAGUGAUGUUUUACUGAAUGUUUACCACUGUCGCCGUUAAUUAAUUCACCGGUUGCUCAAACUUUUACUGUCGUCGUGUUUUUUAAAUGAAGCGGAGUUUGACACUGGUUAUUUCUCCUUCGGUCACUUCGGAGAGAAGCAUUUUGGUGUUAGAAGAUGAUCGUUUGGUUAUUUCGACAAAAUUGAACAGCCUCCUUCCAUCUGACUUAACAUCUGAGGUCAAGAAAGCCACCAAGAUCCUCAAAGGAUUCACUGAAAUCUCCGCCGGGAAUGGGCUGGACAAACUCAUCCCAGCAAGUGUGAUCGCAUCAGCCGAGGGGCUGGCCAUCAUCUCCGUGGUGAAGGCAGGGUUCGUGAUCACGGCAAGAGGAGGCAGCGGCAUCGUCAUCGCCAGGCUGGCUGACAGACGCUGGUCGGCUCCUUCCGCCAUUGGUAUCGCCGGGUUGGGCGGCGGCUUCGAAAUUGGUGUGGAGAUUUCAGACCUGGUGAUCGUCCUAAACCAUCGGCGGGCCAUUGACGCUUUCACCAAGGGCGGGAACUUGACGCUGGGUGGGAACUUUACAGUCGCUGUGGGCCCGAUGGGCAGGAACAUGGAGGCCGAUGUUACCCUUCGCAAAAUGGCCGCUGUUUACACUUACUGCAAGUCCCGAGGGUUGUUUGCAGGCUUGUCUCUGGAGGGCUCGUACCUGAUUGAACGCAAAGAGACCAAUCGCAAGUUCUACUCUCGGGAAUUGCGAGCGUCUGGCAUUUUGAAUGGCGACGUGGACCCACCAAAAGAGUGUGACUUUCUGUACGAUAUGUUGAAUGCUUACACGGAGGGCUACGGGACGGACUCGAGCAGCAAGAAUGUGACCACAAAGUCAUCCCGUCCUCCUGCCAGACCUCCAGCUCCUGCUCCUUCGCGAGGAGGGAACACCUCACAGCAGCCCGAUGAUCUUGGUGCAGCAGGUAGAAGGUCACUCUACCCGAAUAUCUCCGUCUACAAAUCGGACCCUUCAAAUCAAAUUCCUCCCAGAAAACCUCCAAACUUGGGAGGAGGCGGAGCAAGCGAAACUCUGGUGGUCACUGCUGUCCACGCGUUUGCGGGUCAACAGCCUGGUGACCUGAGCUUCAAACCCGGCGACCGCAUCACCAUCAUCACCAAGACCGAGAACCAGUACGACUGGUGGGAGGGGCAAUUGGAUGGGCGAAAGGGGAUCUUUCCUGCAAAUUAUGUCACUUACUGACCGGCGUCGCUCGGUGGGCUACAUGAGGAAAGUAACCGCACAUCGGUGCGGUUACCGCGGCAAGGUGUUGGAGCAUUUUUUUUUUUUUCCCCCCCCAAAUACAAUAUUCAGCUUCGGCUUUAUGUACUAGUUCGCUUCUUGUUGUCACUUGUAAGACAGAGGUACUAGUAGAAAGACUGUCUUACUAGUGCCACUUUUGGCCGACUGGUAGGAAAUUAUACCUUAACUAGUAAGCGAUGGAAAGCCGUUUGAGCAUUUGUUUGAGAGUCACUUUAAGGUCCAUGUUAGUCUGAACUAGUAACACAAUUCAGUGCAGUAGUGGGAUGUACUAGUUUUCCUCACUGCUACGUGGCAUUCGGGCACGCUAGGAGAAUAAUUGCAAGUAAAAUUGUACUAGUCACCAUCUGGCCCAUCACUAGUAGUGUGCAGAUAUCAAAACAUGCAGUUUUGUCUCACUAGUAGUAAGUUGUUGUAGUGCACAAAAUUGCCAUACAAUCGUGGAAGAAACACUACUAGCGAAAUGUGAGUUUAAUACGACUAAGAGCGGACUCGUGCAUGGAUAUGGAAGAAAGGCUCAAUCGACUUGCCGUACUGGUGCAUAACUACUUCCAGGUCAACCACUUAUUAUUGUUAUUAUUAUUAUUAUUAUUAUUCUCAAGUCAUUUCGCUUUGGUUGUUUGGUGGCUUUGAACAAGCAGCAUUUUUCUCUUUAAAAUAAAAGCAAUAUUUUCAUUUUA
Messenger RNA from Hippocampus comes (tiger tail seahorse), 2009 nucleotides. It is a transcript of the gene sh3yl1, whose product is annotated as SH3 and SYLF domain containing 1. Gene Ontology annotation, biological process: regulation of ruffle assembly. Bases 133 to 1272 code for a protein of 379 amino acids. Gene Ontology annotation, cellular component: ruffle membrane. The record is from RefSeq and is a predicted model, not a curated record. Lineage: Eukaryota; Metazoa; Chordata; Actinopteri; Syngnathiformes; Syngnathidae. The transcript has 11 exons. Gene Ontology annotation, molecular function: phosphatidylinositol binding; protein binding.